AUGGCCAGCUUUCUGCAGCUCUUGCUGGCCUGGUUGGGAGGCUGCGGCUGUGCGGGCCGGCUCGUGCCCCCCAGUCAGGGAACGAAAGCCGGAUCCUUCCGAGGAAAUGUGUCUCAGCGUUGGGAACGACCCCUGAUGAGAUCCCGCCGGAGCUGGGUCUGGAACCAGUUCUUUGUCAUUGAGGAGUAUGCUGGACCAGAACCUGUCCUCAUUGGAAGGCUUCACACGGAUGUGGACCGUGGCGAGGGCCGCAUCAAGUAUGUGCUGACCGGAGAGGGGGCAGGCACGGUGUUUGUGAUUGAUGAGAAGACGGGCAACAUCCAUGUCACCAAAACGCUGGAUCGGGAAGAGAAAGCCCAAUAUACUUUGCUGGCUCAAGCUGUGGAUCGGGCAUCCAACCGGCCUUUGGAGCCACCGUCUGAAUUCAUUAUCAAAGUUCAAGACAUCAAUGACAACCCGCCCAUCUUCUUGCAAGGCCCCUAUCAUGCCACCGUGCCGGAGAUGAGCAAUGUGGGCACGUCCGUGAUCCAGGUGACGGCUCACGAUGCAGAUGAUCCAGCCUACGGGAACAGCGCCAAGCUGGUCUAUACGGUACUCGAGGGGUUGCCGUUCUUCUCCGUCGACCCCCAGACGGGCGUGAUUCGUACGGCAACCCCCAACAUGGACCGGGAAACGCAACAGGAGUUCCUCGUUGUGGUGCAGGCCAAAGACAUGGGGGGGCAUGCAGGAGGGCUGUCUGGAAGCACCACAGUCACAGUCACACUUAGUGAUGUCAACGACAACCCACCCCGCUUUCCACAGAGCUCCUACCAGUUUUCUGUGGUGGAGAGUGCGCCUCCUGGCUCCGCAGUGGGACGGCUGCGGGCACACGACCCUGACGAAGGAGAGAACGCGUUGCUAGCCUACAGCAUCCUGGAUGGAGGAGAUGGAGCCGAGGCUUUUACCAUCCACACCGAUGCGCUGGGGCAGGAUGGAAUCAUCACUGUACGGAAGCCCCUCGACUUUGAGUCCCGCCGCUCUUACACCUUCCGAGUGGAGGCCACCAACACACUGAUUGACCCUCAGUACAUCCGUAAAGGGCCUUUCAAGGAUGUGGCAACAGUCCGUAUUGCAGUCGAGGAUGCCGACGAGCCUCCAGCGUUCUCACGACCUGAGUACCGCCUUGCGGUCUACGAGAAUAGCCCUCCGGGGACCCUCGUGGGCAAAGUGACUGCUGUGGACCUUGAUUCCCCAAGCAGCGUCAUCCGAUACUCUAUCUUGCCGCACACGGAUCCGGAGCGCUAUUUCAGCAUCAACCCCCAGGAUGGGACGAUUCUGACUUCGAUGCCUCUUGACCGGGAGGUGAUGCCCUGGCAUAAUUUGACAGUGGUGGCAACAGAACUUGACAGCCCUGCACAGGUCUCCCAUGCUCAAGCGGCCGUCCAAAUCCUCGACGUCAAUGAUAACCCACCCCAACUGGAGCACGGUUACGAGCCUUUUCUGUGUGCCAGUGCUGCUCCUGGUCAAUUGAUCCAGUUGAUCCGGGCCGUAGAUCGGGACGAGGAUGGAAACAUGAGCCGCAUCAUCAUCCGCUCCCCACUUGGGACAAGGGAACCCAACGUCACCGUGCGAGAUAACAAGGAUAACUCUGCUUCUUUGCUUCUCCGUGCUGCUCGUCUACCUGCACAAGGGGGGUCCUUGCUGGUGCCGCUGGAGCUAGUGGAUGGCGGCUCCCCCACCCGCACCGGCUCCCCUACUCUGACUGUCAGCAUUUGCCGGUGUCGACGUGACGGGGCCAUGCACUCGUGCGGGCCUGAAGCCCUGGGAUCUCCCGCUGGCCUCAGCACAGGAGCUCUACUUGCCAUCCUUGCCUGUGUUGGCACUCUUCUUGCGCUGGUGUUGCUGUUUAUCGCCCUCCGGAGGCAAAAGCAGGCGGCCCUGUUGCCCUUCGAAGAAGAAGAUGUCCGUGAGAACAUCAUCACUUACGACGACGAAGGUGGGGGUGAAGAGGACACCGAGGCCUUCGACAUGGCUGCCUUGCAGAACCCAGACGCCGCCCCGCCACCACCGCAGCAGCGUCGCCUCCUCCGCCGUGAUGUGCUGCCCCGCCCUCAUUUCCCACCUUCCUUGGCCACCCGUGUGCCCCCACAGCCCCAUGAUGUGGCCAGCUUUUUGGCUGCCCGCCUGAGCGAAGUGGAUGCUGACCCCUCGGUCCCUCCCUACGACUCCAUCCAGGUGUAUGGCUACGAGGGGCAGGGCUCCUCUGCGGGCUCCCUCAGCUCCCCCAGCUCCUCAUGUGCUGGCGACAGCGAGGCAGGUGGAUAUGAGUACCUGGAAGAAUGGGGGCCGCUCUUCCGAACACUGGCUGAGCUGUACGGGGCCCCGGAAGGGCCACCCCCAACUUGAAAGAAACCAUGGGGGGGCACCUCUGUGGAACGGCACUGUCUCCAAUCCCUCUCGGUCCCUCUUGUGUUGAUUAUUCUUUUCUCCCUUUCGGUUCAUUAACUUUUUUGUUCUCUGCUGAACUUGUCCAUUGGAGAACACUUUUUCUUUGUCAUGCUUGUUUGCAUUGCCUCGGACUCUUCUUCCUAGUUUCUGUGUCAUCCUCAUUUUUUCCUGUCUCUCUUCCUACCGUUGGUUUGCUAUUGUUACUAUUCAAGCUCUUCA
Eublepharis macularius is the source of this 2646-nucleotide messenger RNA. It is a transcript of the gene CDH24, whose product is annotated as cadherin 24. Gene Ontology annotation, cellular component: adherens junction; plasma membrane; catenin complex. Gene Ontology annotation, molecular function: calcium ion binding; cadherin binding. Lineage: Eukaryota; Metazoa; Chordata; Lepidosauria; Squamata; Eublepharidae. The record is from RefSeq and is a predicted model, not a curated record. Gene Ontology annotation, biological process: cell morphogenesis; cell-cell junction assembly; calcium-dependent cell-cell adhesion.